AUGGGGAAUCCCCUUCUAAAGCAGUACCAUGUUGAUAGCGAACCGGUUAUUCGAGGUACCCGACAUGGACGAUGGACUGUGCACAGCGGGUACCACUUGGACAGACCGGCUGUCCCUGUGUCCCUCUUUGUAUGCAAUUUAAAGGCCCCAGAAUUUGCUGCUCUUGCUCCCGAGGGUUCCGUGCUGCAGCAGCUACGCGAGCUGCUGCAGCAGGAUGCGCAGCUGCUGCAGCGCCUACGUCACCCUCGGCUGCUGCAAGUGGUUGAGCCGCUGCAGCAAGGCAAAGACUCAUGGGUUUUCUGCACAAAACCUGUUCUUACUUCUCUUAGACGUCUCCUAGGGGCCCACACUACCAGAGGGGGGGCCCCUUCGGGGUACUGCCCCCCCGGUGUAGAGAGGAGUUCUAGCGCUUCCGGCAACACCAUCACCAGCCUGAGCAGCAGCAGCAGCAGCAGCAGUAGCAGCAGCAGCAGUAGCAGCAGCACCGCAGCCAACAGCAGCGGCAGCAGCAAAAGUCAUGGAUCUAACGGGCGAGGCCUGGGGUGGCGCGUUGCAGGGGGUGAGGGUUUGUCUUUGUUGGAGGUAAAGUGCGGUUUAUUAGAUAUAGCGGAGGCUCUCUCUUUUCUGCAUGGAAGCGCUCAGCUGCUGCACCUGAACGUACACCCGGAGAGUAUAUUUAUUGAUGAGAAGGGCCGCUGGCAGUUGGGGGGCCUCUUCUUUGCGCAAGAAAAAACACAAAAAGACGGAUCCAAGCCAAUCUGUAAAUUCACUUGCGGAUCGGGAGGCGGAGGAGUGGCGCUGUGCCCCCCCCUUCGCUACACCGCGCCUGAGAUCUCAGGUGUCUGUCCAGCUGCUGUCUCACCAGCAGCAGAUGUAUUUUCUUUUUGUCUUCUUGUUUGUGAGUGCCUCGGAGCAAACAACCUCCUUUCGUGCAGAGAUGGGGACCUAGAGGCGCACCGCCAACAGUGUUCGAUGCUUUCUCCCGUCCGUUCUUCUGCCUUCCCUCCUGGGUCUCUUUUCCAAGAAGCAGCAGCAGAAGCAGCAGCAGCAGCAGCAGGAGCAUCGGGAGGAGCAGCAGCAGCAGCAGGAGGAGCAGCAGCAGCAGCAGCAGAGUUUUUGGAUUUGUUGUCUCGGGGCCUCAGCACUAACCCCGCUGAUCGCCCCCCCAUCGAUGUCUUCACAACAAAUAAAUUUUUGCUGUCUUUAGAGGCGCGCGCUCUGAAAUUUUUGACAUUUCUGCACGAGAAAGAGCAGCAGCAGCAGCAGCAGUUUCUUGCAGGGCUGCUACCGUUGCUGCAGCAGCAGCAGCAGCUGCAGCAGCCACAAGUCCUUAGGGUUUAUGUACUCGAUCCUCUCCUUGCUGCUCUUAAAUAUCCUUCUCUCCUGCCUUCGUUGCUGCCAAACAUAUUCUGGGUUUUAAAGAAGGUGAAGCAGCAGAUUAUAUAUUUUGUUUUUGUAUUUACGUUUUUCUUUCUUAUUACGGUGCCCCCUUCGCUGCUAGCAAACAAAGAACUGCUCGAAGAUUUUGUUUGGCCGCUGCUGCGCCCGCUGCUAACUGCGAGAGAAAUUCAAGUUGAGGCUGUCAUUCAUUUGCUAAUUGAAUUUAAAUUCUUAUCGGACAAUCUAAGCAAAGAAAUCUGCAGUAAAGAGCUUCUGCCCUUCUUGCUGAAGUGUCUAGACAUUCAAGCCACUGAAAUCCAAAAGACAGCAGUGGAUGUCUUGAGGGUUUGUUUUGCAUCUUUUGGGUACUCCGACUACCGCACUCUGUUCUUGCCGCGCAUGCUGACGCUUAUUGCAAAUGCAGAGAGCGAGGAGGUGCGAGUGAAGUGUUUGGAGUGUCUCAGUGCAAUGACGCCUUCCUUCGAUCGUUCAAUCGUGGAGAAUCAAAUUCUUCCCGUGUUGUUGCAGGUGGAUGAAGACCGCCGGAGGCAUUUUGCUCUGAAGGCAGAGCAGCAGUCGGCCGUUGCUGCUGUCCUUCCCUGUCCAGCAGCAGCUCCUGCUGCUGCUGCUGCAGCUGCUGCUGCACCUCCUUUGUCUACUCCAGCGAUAUCUCUGGAGUCGUUUUUCUCACAAACAGCAAAUUCAAUAACAACAACAGCACAGCAACAGCCUUCGGAGCCUUUUAAGCCUCCACCCCCUCCCCCACCCCCCGUAGCUAUGCAGCAGCAGCAGCAGCAGCAGCAGCAGCAAGAGCUGGAGAGCGAUGUGGAGCAGCUUUUCACUUCUCUCUCGGCCCGGCUUCAGCCAUGCAUUCGUAGCCCGGCGGCAGCAGCAGGCAGCAACACAAGCAGCAGCAGUAGCAGCAGCAGCACUGCAACGAAGCCCUUUUGCCCUGCGCCUAAUAGUCAGUUAGGAUUGGAGGAAAUUCUUGCUGCUGCUGCUGCAGCUGUGCCGCAGUCAACAUCGCCAGUGCUAGGAGGCCUGAUGGGUUCAAGUCCUGCGGCUAGCCAGCUAGCCAUGAGUACACCGCAGCUAGCUGCUUUGACAGAUGCAGCACUACGUACAAAUGCAGCAAUCACUCCAAACAGAAAUAUAAUAAAAGGAGUUAAUGCAGACCCCUUCUUUGAUUUGGGGGCCCUAGGCGGCGACACCAUUGCGAGUAAAGAAUCAAACAGAAUUUAA
Molecule: messenger RNA, 2622 nt
Organism: Eimeria acervulina
Lineage: Eukaryota; Apicomplexa; Conoidasida; Eucoccidiorida; Eimeriidae
Product: SCY kinase-related protein (incomplete catalytic triad), putative
Exons: 12
Coding region: 1-2622 (873 amino acids)
Biological process (GO): protein phosphorylation
Molecular function (GO): protein kinase activity; ATP binding
Source: RefSeq, a predicted model, not a curated record